AUGGACCUUAUUCAAGAGGCUGGUUUAAUGAAGACUGUGACUCAGUUCUCAAAGUGCUAUGAGAUGUUAGUAAAGGAAUUUAUUGUCAAUGUGUCUGAAGAAUGUGAUGAUGGAAAGUCUAAGGAAUUCAGAAAAGUGUAUGUGCGAGUCAUCACUGCUAAUCAAGUCAGGAAGUGGCCUCUCAAAGGAAAGUUGGUUGCCAGCAAACUGAGUGUCAAGUAUGCAAUGCUGCACAAAAUUGAAGCUGCUAACUGGGUGCCCACCAAUCAUAAAUCUACGGUUGCUGUAAUGCUUGGAAAGUUCAUAUAUGUUGUUGGAACCAAAGCCAAUUUUGACUAUGGAUCCUAUAUUUUUGAUCAAACUUUGAAGUAUGCAGGAAGCUUCAGUGUGAAGGGGCCUAUAGCCUUUCCUUCUCUCAUCUGUGGUAUUAUUUUGAAUCAGUUUCCAAACAUCGUAACAGAGAAUGAUUCUGUGAAGAAAAGAGACAUCCCUUUGUCCUUCAAUCAUAAGUUGUUCCUAGGUACCCAUGUUCCUGACAUUGCCAUGACAACAGGUGAGACAUCCCGUGUAAGCAAUCAACCAGGUAAAGAUGUUGUCAUUGCAAUGCUCAAAGAAACUUGCAAGGAGCUAGAGGCAAGGAAGCUAAACUUGGAAAAAUUGAUUAGCAAGUUGCAGAUGAUUGAAGGUGAUGUGCUUGGUGAAGCUGCUGCUGCUGCAGAAGGAGCUGAAAGACAAGGUGAAGAGGGAGAAGCAGAUGCCAAUCCUGAUGAUGGCACAAAUGAUGAUGUUGACUCUGAGUCAGAUGACUAG
Lathyrus oleraceus (garden pea) is the source of this 810-nucleotide messenger RNA. RefSeq lists its product as uncharacterized. The record is from RefSeq and is a predicted model, not a curated record. NCBI's taxonomy places the organism in Eukaryota, Viridiplantae, Streptophyta, Magnoliopsida, Fabales, Fabaceae. The transcript is spliced from 2 exons. The coding region runs from base 1 to 810 and encodes 269 amino acids.